AUGUUGGUUAAUUACAGUCUUGGUGUCCAAGAACAUCCUAACAUUCCUCCAUCUUACAAAGGAAGAGUUAAAAUUGAAGGAAAAGCUACCCUGGUUAUUGAGAACAUCAACCCUGGAGACAAUACUGAAUUUCAAUGUGAACUCAGGGGAGGCCUAAGCUCGCUUAAGAGUACAGUUCAGCUUAUUGUGGCAGGUGCGUAUUACAGAACCAUUCAUAGUCAAACAGAAAUCAAAUGUAUUCUACUCGUGUGUCUCAUAUUUCUGAGAUCUGGAGAAAGUAAACAAUAGCAUAAAUUUGCGCAAACCUUUAUAUGCAGGGCUGAAAGUGGCUAGCCAAUCCGACUUUUGCGAACAAUUGUGCUACUUUUACUUGGCAUGUGAUGCUCCACAAAAGGAGAAAAUAAAUUCUACCAUUUACUUUGCUGUCAUUCUCAUCAGUAAGAAUUCAAAGAGUAAUUGCUUCAUUUUUCUGGCACCAACUACUGGGUUGCUCUGUUAUGCACAGGUAACUAUUAUUAAUAUGAGUACUGAGAUUUUCUCUUAGCGAAGCUGUCAAUUAAAAAUGGUCAGUCAAAACUGGAAACUAUCCUACUAGUUCUAUGAUUUUGCUAAAUCAGUGAAGGAGAAUGUUGCAUGGCCAAUCACAGGCAUUGUGUGAAAUUAAUUUGGUGUGAAAAAAAUGGCAUUGCUUUUCAAGUCUUUUAAAGGUACUUGCCAUAGGAAUGAAAGUUGGCAUUAUGCUUUAUACUGCUUUCUGAGGAUUAUAAACUUCAAGGUUUACAGAUGUAAAUUUAGUCAACUGAGUGAGAACAGUGACUUCCUGAAGUAAGUUCUUAGACUAAGGAGCAAGUCGAGACUUGGACUAAAUUUACACGCUGGAGCAAAAUUUUCUUAAAGUUUUGGAAGUAAUAAACCAAUAAAGUCUAUCAUCCAAGUUCUUUAUGCUCUUUGAAAGGCGUUGAGCAUGCAAACAGAAAAUAAUUCCAUGAUGAUCAACUUGGCCUGGUAGGAGUGCUGUUCCUAGCAGAUGCUGUUAUUCAUGGAGGUCAGUUCAACAGCUCUAAUUUUAUUGCUGACUUUGGUUGCUCCACUGAGAAACUGGCUGAGUGCUACAAAGAGCUCCAAGGGACUAAAAGUACUCAAUUUCAAUUUAGAGUAUGAAACAUUUUUUGAGCUUAUGCAACCUAAACUUUUCCAAAAAUUUUCAUGUAUAAAACGGAAUCGUAGUGUUCUUUGAGCAGACUUUUUAAUCUUCUCUCUGAGUGUUUUAACUUUCAUUUUCGAACACAGUAUCUUGGAUGUCCUAACAACCUUAAGUACAUAGAAACAUGUGUGAUAUUAAGUAUGUAACUUCUUGGUCAUUUAACUGUGAUUCAAAGUUGAAAACAAUUGUGAUAUCUUAAUACUCAUGUACAAUUUAAUACUUUAUUGUUUUCUUGAACGAUUUUAUUCACUUGUUGCAAAGAAUCCAAACUCACUGUUUAAUGUUUUUGAUCGUCUAUGACUAGUGAAUAAAAAUUGUCACCUCUAUCAUCUCUACCAAAAUGCUGGUUGUCGUUUACAUAUAGAUUGUGUUUGGAUAGAAGUUGUUACAUAAAGAAUGGAGUCUAUUAUGUAACAAGAUGUUGUGGAGAAGUGUGUUAGAGACUUAGAUUCUCGUUUGACCGGUUUGACAGCUGUUCAUUCACUAGUUUUCUCCUGUCUGCUCACCGCAUAUCCAAGAUGUCCCGUGCACUGUCAAUAGUUUUGCAAGUUUUGACUUAGCGUGUUCACCAUGAUCCUUUUGGCAUUGAGUUUCGAAAAAAUUUCAUCUUUAUCCUGACUAUAUUCAUCUUCAAGUGGUUAAAUGCCUUUUUCCAGGUAGCAUAGGGUCUUCCAUGUGUAGCCAAGUAGAACACCUAAAUUUGGCUUACAUCCUAAGGUUUCUUCUAUUCUACUGCUGAUGUCAUCAAUGAUAUUGAUGAGGCUAAUGCUCCCAAGGUUUCUGAGAUAUGAAGACAGCUAAGAAUCAUUUUGUUCCUUUUGAUAGGCGGCACAUUUUAGUACAAUUUAAAGGACAUCUGCCUUCUUCUGGUCUCUUAGUUUCCUAGUUGAUAAUAGUUGAUAAUUUUUCUUCUUAAGGUGUAGACUUCUACUUUAGGUGGCAUUUUGAACUAAUUUUACUAUCUUUCCUUUAAAGUGUCAGGUCAGCAAUUGUAAAUGGGUAGAUAUAAUUCUAUAGAUCUUCUAUCAAUAUUAGACUGAUCAAUAGCGAUUUCGUAAAAUUUUUGACAAAAAUGAACGGUAGAAUUAUUCGAUCAAACUUCGGUCAUUUUCAAGUGAAUAGUAAGAAUGUCACGAUGAAAAUAAAUAUGCGUGUAAGAAGUAGAAAAUUUUAUGGAAGUGUAAACGGACAAUGAGAACAUACAAAGAGAAGAAAUAAUUAGAAGCUAAUUGAAAACUAAAUUGAAAUUAGAAAUGAAACUUAAAAUCCUAAUUAAAAACCUUUGCAGGAAUUGAGUCCAACUGACAUUGAGAGCAGGUCUCAGUUCUUGAAUAAAAAACAUUUCGUAAAUUAGGCAGUCAAAUUUGUUCGUACUCUUCUUUAAAACACUCAAAUUCUUCGUAAGAUCCCUUGGAGCCAAAGAAUGCUUGUUGCGAAAAUGCUUGUCAAUCGAUGGAGUCGAUUUUUUGUGUUCUUGAACAUGUUGAUGUAGAUGGCGGCGUGUAAAACCAACAUAACCUGCAUCGUACAGGUGUUGGAAACUGUUCGAUACGUUAGUUAUUCUCAAUUUGAUUGAUAUUUACAAGUGAUUUCGUUUAUUUAUACAUAACUAAGCAAACAUGUAUGCGGCACGUGUUUUAUCGUCCCAUAUAUGGCACUGUUCCUUGUGCUUACAACGGGACGUUGAGUGUGUUUCCUUCGAAUAAGCCGAGAGUUGUGAGUGGGAGUCAACCGAAGCGUAGUAGCAAAAUUAUUGAAUCAAGCGAAUAAAUCGUCAGUUUAUAAGGAAGUGUGGUACAGCUUUUUCACGUUUUCGACACAGGUCACAUUUAAAUUUGUAAACAACGGUCGUGUGGCAACAGACGGGUUUGCUAUGAGCUCCCCCUUGAUCCUCUAUUAGCCAUUUUUUAUGUGCAGCAUCGAGGAUACUCAUAAAAUCGAUAAAUUAAGUGAAUUUGAUGUCUUUCUAACGCGCGGUGUUUAGGAAUCAUUGAUUAAUCCCGGUUGUCUUCGAGGUCGUGUGACCUGUUACUUGAGCAAAAUUAUGAUUCCGCCGAUACCUGUCCUAUAGAAACGCAACGCAUCGCUGUCUUCACCUCGAAAUUUGAACAUCGUCUAUCGAUCGUGAGCACGGUUUUAACGGUCGGCGAUUUGAAGCUUUUUAUUUAUAAGGUUGAAACUGAAUACAAAUGUUACGCGCGAGAUUUCAAGAAAUACUGCCUUCAUAAGAGCAGUUUUGCUUCGUUCGUACUUUCGUAUUCAUGCCUAGCGUUAUGUGAUAAUGAUAGUGAUCGUUAUGACACUUUUUAACAGACGCUCGUUCUUGUUUACUUCUGUUCAUUGAUAAGAGUCGAGUACGGCGCUGAGUUGACAAUGAGCGGAGUUAUGAGCAAUUUUGUUGGCAACUCAGAUUCACACUGAAGAUUCAAGAAAAUAGAGCGAAUUAAAUCGAUCGAACAGUAGCGGCAGUCUUACCUACUUGUGAACAAAUAUGGUUUUUAGCUUGAUGUUAACCGCAAACAGCAGAAUGGAAUCUUGUUUUCUUCACUUAUCCUAUGAACCUAAAAUCAUCCUGGCAAAACAUUAGGAAAAUGUCUCCUGCUGCAGCAAACUGCAGAUAAUUUCACAUAACUUUACUGAGGAAUGAAUGCAAACGAGUUAACUUUUGCUGCUAGUCGCAAGCCGUAAACUUUUACGAAACGACUCUAUUGAACAUGAUAUUUUCUGAUCUUGCUCGCUUUCUAAGGAAGUACCAAGUAGGUCAAAAACUUUUUCCUUUUUCUUCACAAUGCAGGCAGGCCAUUUCAAAAAUAAACUGACGCCAAUCGCUUCGGGACAUAACCACGUAAUGUCACCAACAUGGAAUACCUCCUUUGUUAUAAACAUAACACACCAUUCCAAGUUAAACAAAAGAAUGCUUCAUAGAUAUUAGUAAGCUUCUUUCGCGCACAUUUUUUUACGUGCGUUUGAAAAAAUUGCACGCGUGUGCAUGGGUUUUUUAACGCGCUUUUCGCGUGAAUUUUGGGCCAAGUACCUCUGAGCUGUACUGUAAUGCCUGCAAGUCCAUACAGUCCAUUCUUAAUGCAGGGAAGUAAUUUUUUUUUCUUUGCGUUUGAAUUGAGCUUAAGAACGUUUUAUAUGUGAGUAUAAUUCUUCAACAUGUGGGGGAAGAGUCCGAAACUCUCCCUUCUGCAAACUCCCUUUGCAGAUCAAUCAUGAUGAACAAUCAAGUUAUUUAAUGUUUGGUAAAAGAACGAUCAGUUCAAGGAGAUGGGUAAGUUCUUCUUUUAACUUUAAGUAAUGGCAAGCAUCAUUCAGCAUGCCAUUGGUGUAUUAUUUUUAUCCGGAAGAAUCCAUAGUAUCUCUUUCAUCAAAAUUUUAGUUCUCUGGGUUGAGGAUGUCUUCAGUAGAUCCUUUGUCAGACCAAGUUCCAAGUGAGGUGUGGCUUGAUUGGCUAUGUUCCUAUUUGUUUAUGCAGUGGCUAAAAUUUUAUCCAAAAAGAUGGGGCUAGCUUAAAAGCCAGGGUCCCUAGCCCAAUGAGUGACUUCCUGAAUUAGCUCUUAGUUCCCGACACUGGGGCUCUGCUGAACAAUUUAGCUCGUGAGCAAGCUAAAUUGUACUGAAUAAAGUUUGAGCCUCCUUAUAAUAGGUGGUUGUGGGGAACCAAUUGCUGGAUACUUUUGUUUAUUUUAUUGUAAUUGGGUAAAUUUUAAAACUUAGUCCAAGUAAAAUUUGCUACGCCAUAUGAGGAAUGAUAUAAUCUCUUUUACCUUUCAGAGGCACCACUUAUAAACCUCUCCUUAGGAGGAAAAUAUUACAUUGAGGGAUCCCCUGUCACCAUAGCCUGUAAAGCUUCUGGGAUACCACCACCAGAUGUAGCAUGGAUCAGAAAUGGAGUACUGGAAAGUUCAGGGAUGAAAGCUGCGUUUUUAAAAUUCGAUAAUAUAAACAGAACAGAUGCAGGACAAUAUACAUGUCGAGCCAAUAACUCGGUGGAAGUCACUUCCAUUGACAAAACAAUUGUAGUUCACUGUAAGUAUGUUUUAACCUUAAUUUUCUAUUUCUGAAAUUACUUUAUUUACAGUGCGAAUCCUGUUAUUGGGUUCAGUACCCAAAACGGACGAAUCUGUUCCAAAGUGUAAGGAAACAGAAUUCCACCUCAAAUCAUUUUCGGCUUUGUGUGCAUCAGUCUCAAGUGUUGAUUGGGACAAUUGAAUAUAGGUGAAAUCAUUUUUCACAUUAUUUUGCUUUGGAGGGCGUGACAAUUUUCUCUCCAAGUCAUUGCUGCAGUUGGACUAUGUUUAACUCAGAAAAUGGCUUUAGGCCAUUUGUGAGUCAUUGUGACAACCCAAAAUUCACUCCGUUUGACUAGCGCACAAGGCUCGCGCAUAUUCUGAUUCUGUGUGAGGGCGCUAGUUGAGGCUUCAUGGAAAUCCGAGAAUUGGUCAAGAUCCUCACUGUCAGCUGAGAAAUUACACUUUAUUUUUACUGAUAGCUGAGAACAGGUGCUCGAUGUAAAACGGGCUGAAAUUAAGACUGCAUGCCUAAGGUUUGUGCACAUAUUUGCGUGAGUGGCGCUCGAAGAGAUAUGCUAUUUGAGGGCGAGAA
Messenger RNA from Pocillopora meandrina, 5812 nucleotides. NCBI's taxonomy places the organism in Eukaryota, Metazoa, Cnidaria, Anthozoa, Scleractinia, Pocilloporidae. The record is from the annotation of a GenBank genome assembly.